AUGAAUCUUAUUAAUGAUCAACCUUUAUCAUCAAAACAAAGAGAUUUUCAACAUUUUGAUAAAUGGAAAAAUAAAAUCACAAAUCCAAUAAAACGUCGACGAAAAGCUCUUAAUCAAGUUUCAAUCGUUACAACUGAUAAUUUAAUUCAAAUUCAUCGAAAUGAUUAUAAUUCAUUAUCAACAAAUAAAAUAUAUAAUAGAAUAACAAUAAAUAUUAGUGGAAACCGUUAUGAAACAUAUUUAUCUACUCUUGAAAAUUAUCCAAAUACAUUAUUAGGUAAUAAACAAAAACGAAUGAAUUAUUGGGAUGAACAAGAAAAUGAAUUAUUUUUUGAUCGUCAUCAAUCUUGUUUUGAAGCAAUACUUUAUUAUUAUCAAUCAAAUGGAUGUCUUCGUCGACCAGAUUAUAUUCCAUUAGAUAUAUUUUUAGAAGAAAUUUCAUUUUUUGAUUUAGGUCCACAAACUAUUUCACAAAUAGAUAAAUCAGAAAAUGUUUCAAUUAUUAAACAUAUUAAUUUACCAAAUUGGUUAUGGCGUCGUUAUAUUUGGUUUUAUUUAGAAUAUCCUCAACAUUCAACAUAUGCUCGAAUUCUUCAUUUUAUUUCAAUAUUAUUAACUAUUAUAUUUUGUAUUGCAUUAGCUAUUGAAACUUUACCAAAAUAUAAUGAACAAUCAAAUAAUUUAUGUAAAAAAGAAAAAAAUAUAACAUCAUUAACAAAUAAUAUAUCAAUAUGUUUAACAAAAUUUUCUUCACCAUUUUUUAUAAUUCAAACAAUAUGUGUAUCAUAUUUUACAAUUGAAUUUAUUUUACGUUUAAUUAGUACACCAUCAUAUUAUAAAUUUAUUUUUACUUUAUAUAAUUGGCUUGAUUUAAGUGCUAUUAUACCUUAUUUUGUAGUUUUAAGUAUUAGAUUAAAUUAUAAAAAAACAUAUUUAAAUGAAAAUUUGCUUAUUGGUUUACGUAUAUUUCGAAUAUUAAGUUUUUUUCGUGUAGUAAAAAUUUAUUUAAUUGGUAAUCAAUUAAAAUCAUUACGUGUCCUUUGUUCAACAUUGAAAGAAUCAUUUAUAGAUUUGAUUAUUAUGAUUAUUACAUUGACUUUAUUGGCUUUUAUGUUUGGUGUCGCUAUUUAUUUUGCCGAAAACGAUGUUAAUGGUCAUGUUUUUGAUUCAAUGCCAAAAGCUACCUAUUGGGGAAUAUUAACUAUUACAGCACUUGGAUAUGGAGAUAUAUGUCCAACAACAGUAAUUGGUCGAAUUCUUGCUUGUUUAUGUGCUUAUUGUGGUAUUACAAUGAGUGGUAUGCUUGUUUCUAUACUUGUUGAUCGUUAUCGACGUAUUUAUAAUCGACAAAUAUUUUCUCCCGAAGAAAUUGUAUCACCUGCUGAUCCAUCUGACCAUGAAUAUGAUAAAAAAGCUUGUUAG
Rotaria sordida is the source of this 1422-nucleotide messenger RNA. Lineage: Eukaryota; Metazoa; Rotifera; Eurotatoria; Philodinida; Philodinidae. The record is from the annotation of a GenBank genome assembly.